CAGGAAAUGAAAUGAUGGAAUCAUAAACUGUUAUUUUAUCUCAAACUUGAGGAGGCAAUCUAAGCCGUAGAUUGGGUUUAAAACUUUUGCAAGGCAGUUACUUAACAGAGGUUGUGUUCUGUCUUUGUAACAUAAACCUCCAGUUACCCCCCAUCGGUUUCUUUUGUCCACAUCUUGUCUUGAAGACCAAGAACGGCUGUCCGGUGAGAUAGAGAGCACAAUCAGCAUCUUACAGAAGCAGCCUCGUAAAUCUGUGAAGUGAUUUGAUGGGUAAUGUAAUCGCUUCAUUUUUCUCUGGAUUUGGUCAAGUCCUUGGCAAUCUCUUUGGCGCCCCACUUGAUUUUCUUGCCGGAAAGUCUUGCAGUUCAGUUUGUGGGCCAACAUGGGAUUUCAUCUGCUACAUCGAAAAUUUUUGUCUUGCCAAUCUGCUGAAGUUGGCCAUAGUGCUGGCUUUAUUAUACUUGGUUCUCUUGUUCUUCUAUCUUUUAUACAAGCUUGGAAUCUGCUGGUGCAUUGGUCAUAGCCUCUGCAAAAUGGUGUGGGCAUGCUUGGUUACCUGGUUCUCUUUUUGGGAAUAUUGCUUCACUUUCUUGUGUGUUAAGCUCAUAAAAUUCAAAAGAAGAAACCAACGCGGCAGAAGGAACAUUUUUGAAAUAGGCCAAACAGAUUCUAGUUAUGAACAAGAAUCUUCCAGCAGUGAAAGCUUUUCAUCAGAUGAUAUACCCAGAAGCAAUUAUUCAUCUCGCCGAGGGAGAGAUUACAGGGAAGCUCACCGAAAGAAGUCUCUGCGGCCAAGAAGCUACCGUGUACAAGUUGGGAUUAGUAGAAGAAAUGCAAUACAAAGUCAUAGAAGGAACUCCUUGAAGCAUCACAGCCAUGGUAGCCAAGUUCAUGAUCAUAUAAGGGUAACUCACACAUCAAGGUUUGUUAAGAAAGGCAGAAGCAUUAGGAGAGGAGUUUAUGGGAGUCAAAAAUGGUAAAUCUUAAAUUUAUUUUGAUCCUCAGUAUAAUUUCUCAUGAAAAUAUUAACUAUAAAAAAUAAAGCAAGAAUUAAAUUUCCUUUCU
This is a messenger RNA of Mangifera indica (mango), 1065 nucleotides long. RefSeq lists its product as uncharacterized. The coding region runs from base 267 to 980 and encodes 237 amino acids. The record is from RefSeq and is a predicted model, not a curated record. NCBI's taxonomy places the organism in Eukaryota, Viridiplantae, Streptophyta, Magnoliopsida, Sapindales, Anacardiaceae. The transcript is spliced from 4 exons.